Molecule: messenger RNA, 740 nt
Organism: Rhododendron vialii
Lineage: Eukaryota; Viridiplantae; Streptophyta; Magnoliopsida; Ericales; Ericaceae
Product: protein MHF2 homolog
Exons: 7
Coding region: 77-388 (103 amino acids)
Biological process (GO): replication fork processing; resolution of meiotic recombination intermediates; kinetochore assembly
Cellular component (GO): Fanconi anaemia nuclear complex; FANCM-MHF complex
Source: RefSeq, a predicted model, not a curated record
GAUACAAAAUCCAAAAACCAAAUUCCCGAUCUCGACCGCCUCCUCGAUUCCUUCUCUCGCUCGUUCUUCGUCUCCAAUGGACGCCAACACUUUCGAUCCUGAUCUGAUUCACGCCAUUUUCAAGCUCGUCUGGAACCGCAGAGCUCUCCAGCGCGGGAAAAACGAAGGCGCGGAGGCUUUGGAAGGAGAGCCAGGAGCUGGAACGUCCAAGAAAAGUCGUCCUACCUUUGCUAAUGCAAAUGCUUUGAAACUGAGCUCUGAACUUCUUAGAGUCUUUGUCACAGAGGCUGUUGAACGUGCUGCUACGAUUGCGGAAGCGGAGGGUGCUAGCACAAUAGAAGCAACUCAUCUGGAAAGGGUUCUUCCACAGUUACUUUUAGAUUUUUAAGCUUGACACAGGCUUUGCAUGGGGCGAAAUGGAGCCUCUAAGUUUUGCCACUUCAAAACUAGAAGUUCCCUCUGGCAUCUUUGAGUAAUCCGUAAAUCUAUAGAAGAGCAAAUGAUAAUUUAAAAAGAUCUUCGGAUUGUUUGUCAGUAUGCUUGAUGGAACGACAGCCUAGACCCUGGAGCUUGUUCCAGCUCUUUGUAUGUGUUACUUCUCCUUUUCUCUAAUGUAGAGCUCUCUUAACCAUCAAGUUAUCAGCUUAGCUAAAUGAAUGAUUCUUGCACAAAUUAACUUCUUUUUCGUCAUUGUGUUUAAUGCGCUGUUCUAACUCUGGAAAGGAUUUCUUCGUUCGUUC